UGUCGCUAUGGUGUAUGACAGAAUAUGCGUGAGAGAUUUCGAGUUGCCGCCGGCGUUAACUGGGGCAAAACCCUACGUAGUGAAGAAAGGGGAUCUCUUAUGGAUACCGGUUUAUGCACUCCAUCAUGACAUCAAGUAUUUCAAGGAACCAGAAAAAUUCAAUCCUGACCGGUUCAUUGGCGAUGAGAAGAAACAUAUCGACAAAACGGGGGCUUUUUUGCCGUUUAGUUAGGUCCCAGGAUGUGCAUUGGUUAUCGAUUCGCCCUGCUGGCGAUGAAAUUGUUAUUGUUCCACCUACUGGCACGGUGUGACCUUCUGCCUUCUGACAAAACUCAGAUUCCGCUGAAGUUUGCCAAGUACAAUUUUAUUUUGACUG
This is a messenger RNA of Harpegnathos saltator (Jerdon's jumping ant), 376 nucleotides long. RefSeq names its product cytochrome P450 9e2-like. The transcript has a single exon. Bases 8 to 232 code for a protein of 74 amino acids. Gene Ontology annotation, molecular function: iron ion binding; oxidoreductase activity, acting on paired donors, with incorporation or reduction of molecular oxygen; monooxygenase activity. The record is from RefSeq and is a predicted model, not a curated record. Lineage: Eukaryota; Metazoa; Arthropoda; Insecta; Hymenoptera; Formicidae.